Tarenaya hassleriana is the source of this 1186-nucleotide messenger RNA. Its product is annotated as indole glucosinolate O-methyltransferase 4-like. The transcript has 4 exons. Gene Ontology annotation, molecular function: protein dimerization activity; S-adenosylmethionine-dependent methyltransferase activity; O-methyltransferase activity. The record is from RefSeq and is a predicted model, not a curated record. Bases 56 to 1177 code for a protein of 373 amino acids. Gene Ontology annotation, biological process: methylation. NCBI's taxonomy places the organism in Eukaryota, Viridiplantae, Streptophyta, Magnoliopsida, Brassicales, Cleomaceae.
UCUAUUUUUCAUCGUUAGUCAAUCUAACAUUUCUUCAAUCAAAAUUUGAUUAAAAAUGAACAAAGUCAUCAACUUUCAAGAACAGAGAAACGCUAACUCUAAACAAGAAAGCGAUGAAGAACUCGGAGGAGAAGCAAGGAGGCUUGCUUUCUCGGGAGUGCUCCCGUGGGUACUGCGAUCGGCCAUCGAGCUCGGUCUCAUCGAUGCCCUCCACGUGGCAGCAGCUGAGGGUGGCUCGUUCCUCUCCCCUUCUGAAAUCUCUCUUCGGCUGCCUUGUGUUCCAACAAACCCUAAUGCUCCGGACAUGUUGAACCGUGUGCUGAGGUUACUUGCAAGUUACUCUAUCGUUGAGUGCCGUAGGGUUCAGACUGGAGAAAAGGUGGAGAUUGCAUACCGGGCUAAACCAAUUUGUCGGUUUCUGGUGAAAGAUGGGGAUCAAGAUGGUUCCUUUGGUCCUUUACUCAUGAUGCUCAACUGUGACCUAUCCCGGUUGUGCUGGAGCCAGUUUACUGAGUCACUUCUCAAAGGGGGGAACGUAUUUGAAAUGGCGUAUGGGAUGUCGGCAUUCGAGUACACUACAAAGGAUAAAGGGAUCAAUGUGUUGUUCCAAGAGGCAAUGUCGGGUUGGACAAAGCUUGUCAUGUCGAAGGUUGUAGGAAUUUACAGAGGCUUCCAAGGCAUAAAGGUUUUGGUCGAUGUGGGAGGUGGAACCGGAGCCACCCUCCGCCUCAUCGCCGCCAAGUAUCCAAACAUCAAGGCCGUAAAUUUCGAUAUGCCUCACGUCGUGGCAAUAGCACCUUCCCAUCCAGAUAUUGAGCAUAUAGGCGGAGAUAUGUUCACAAGUGUUCCAAAAGGCGAUGCCAUAAUCUUGAGGAAUAUCCUCCAUGACUGGGACGACGAAAACUGCUUGAAGAUCCUCAAGAAUUGCUUCGAGGCUCUUCAGAGCAGCGGUAAACUGAUUGUCGUGGAGUCGGUUUUCCCUGAUGAACCUAAGAGCGAUGUUUCUUCAAAGAUAGCGACCCUCGAUGAUAUUGGCAUGCUUAUUUCAACGCCUGGAGGGAAACAGAGAACUCGGGCCGAAUUCAAAACUUUGGCCAAUGAUUCCGGUUUCGGGGACUGUCAAUUCAUAUGUUGUGCAUAUGGAACUUCGGUUAUAGAAUUUCACAAAUACAUUUGAUUCCUUCAA